UAUAAAGAGCCGCCUUAAUUGCCCUUUGUUUUUAUACCCUCGUCGAUUCUUCCCCCUCUUCUCUCUCUCCCGCUGCCUUUUAUAUACGGCAAUUUCAUAAGCAUAUAUAGAAGAAAUUGUGAAUCACCAUGACUACGAUUUGUGCAGAGCAACACAAACUCCUUCAUCACCACCACCACCAUCUCAAGAAACCUACCAUUGAAAUUCCACCCAGAAAGCUUCUCUUCACCUCCAACAAAACAUAUGACCAACUGCCUUCCCCCGACUCCCCGAACAUGCUCAACAAACACUUACCUCGCAAUACUCCCACUGACAACGACUCCGACUCCGAUUCCGACGACCCUUACUCCACCGACCACUUCCGGAUGUACGAGUUCAAGGUCCGCCGCUGCACCAGGAGUCGCAGCCACGACUGGACCGACUGCCCUUUUGCCCAUCCAGGCGAGAAGGCUCGCCGUCGAGAUCCCCGCCGUUUCCACUAUUCCGGCACUGUUUGCUCAGAGUUCCGCCGAGGCGGCGGCUGCAGCCGGGGGGACGAAUGUGAGUUCGCUCACGGAGUCUUCGAGUGCUGGCUGCAUCCUUCUCGUUACAGGACGGAAGCUUGUAAGGAUGGUAAGAACUGCAAGCGUAAGGUCUGUUUCUUCGCUCACUCUCCUCGCCAGCUCAGGAUUUUACCAGAGGUUUUAGGAUCUAAUUGUACCUCUAAUUCCUAUCUAUCUCCCAUCACGAAUCACAUCAAGACUAACGGUAAUAGUUAUAGCAAAGGUACUCCGAGUUGCUGUUGCUUGUUUUGUCGAACGGUGAGUGAGUCACCCACCAGUACUUUACUGGGUCUGUCUCAUCUGUCACGAUCACCGUCUUUGUCACCGCCUCUGUCGCCGGUGAAGGAGCGUAGAGCGAGUACGGCUGCUGUGUUUUCACCUUUUUCACGGUACAGCGACCGAUUGGGUAAGAAGAUCGGGGUGGGAGGCUACAAAGAAAUGUUGAGCGAAUUGAAGAAUUCUUUAGAGGCGAUGACGAUUAACGAAGUCCUGUCUAGUUCUUCUCCUCCUUCGACGACUUCCCCUUCCCCUCUAUCCCUGCCUGGUGGUAAUUGCAGCAACAGCAGUUCAAGUAUAGAUGUUCCUUGGCUUGAGAUUUGCUUCAAUGGGUAUCAAGAUUUUGAACAGCAAAAACAACAGUUGGUUAACCUUUCACCAUCCACGCCCAUUGGUCGUAGUGGGUCUGGAGAUUUAUUUGAUGAAAAUUUUUCUAGACAACAUGGGAGCGGUGAUUACGAAAAGAUAUUGGGCAUCAAUAAUGAUAACGAGAAUGGGUCGGGUUGUCCGGAUGUAGAUCUCGAGUGGGUCAAUGAGCUAGUGAUGUAGAUGACGAUGGAUCGACGGUGAGAAUUGAAUGUGUACAUACGGGAUGAUGGGUCACCAAACCGUAUAUAUAUCUCAUCAGUAGGAACAGAGAUGCUUUGAGAAAUUUGGUGUGUACUUUAGUCGUAUGAAGCUCUAUUGUCGAUUGUUUUGAUUUUUAGAAUUUCAAAUCCUAUAUAUAUAUAUAUAUAUAUUUUGCAAGUCUUUCCUUUCCUUUCCUUUCAAAGAUUGGAGAUGUAAUGAUGUUUAGUUUGACGUAA
Messenger RNA from Carica papaya (papaya), 1624 nucleotides. RefSeq names its product zinc finger CCCH domain-containing protein 2. The record is from RefSeq and is a predicted model, not a curated record. Gene Ontology annotation, molecular function: metal ion binding. NCBI's taxonomy places the organism in Eukaryota, Viridiplantae, Streptophyta, Magnoliopsida, Brassicales, Caricaceae.